CCUGUUGAUCAUUAAUUGUGACCACAAUUGAUGAAAACCUUAACCUAAUUAAAAACAUAAUAAACUUUUCCAAUGAAAAAAAGAUUGACCUAAUAUAAUAAGAUUAAUAUUGUUAUCGAAACUUUAAUUGUCAUAAAUUCAUUGGUAACCAAUUCAUUAAUCAUUAUUAGUCAUCUAAUUGUGAUGACCAUGAUGAUGACCACCGAUAAAUGGUCAGAAUUAACAGAAAGUGAUCCGAUAAAGUUGAACAAUGAAUCGUUUCAAUCAAGUUGAUUUAGAUAAUAAUUUAAUGAAACAAUCAGUUAAAACUUUAAAUUGUUACUGCCAAUGUAAUCCUAAAGAUAUUGUUUCCAAUGUUAAUCCAGUUUGUAAAUUACACGGGAAAACAAUUAAAGUUGACGGUAAAUUGUUAAAAUUGACCUUAAUCAACAGAUCGGUUCGUUCGUGGUUAGAUUAUUAUACCGAAAGACAAUCAGCUCGAAAGGAUAGUCAACUGUUUACAUUGGAAAGGCCAAAUUUGGACUAUAAGGUCAACCGAUCGGCAUCUUGGUCGACCUUGGGAGCAAUUCGUCCGAUCUUGUUGUCGAUGACGUUGGUUGGUCUUGAUUUUAUUCCCAACGAUAAUUCAGUUGAUCCAUUGGUUAAUUGUUCGUUUCUCUUUCUCUCUCGGCGAAAGUCACUCUAUUGGAAUUAUUUUAUUCUAAUUAUGGUUGUGCUCGCGUUCUUACACAAUGUCGGCUGUCAGUGUUUCCUCCUCUCCCAUGGAGCCCCGAACGACGCUUUGUACAGUUUCUUUUCGUGUACCAAACUUUUCUGCUCUCUUUUGGUGUUGAUCUUAUUCUUUUGCCGAAAAAAGUCAAUCUCUCAGCUAUUGAUCGAUGUUGACAAUUAUUUCCAAAUUGUUCCCCAUUCAACAAGCUUAAGGCCGAAUUUGGUUUCCUCACUUCGACGAAAGGUUCUAAUCGAUGUUACUCUUGGAUGGAGUUUAAUGAUUCUCUUCAUUUAUACCAAUUUCGCUUCCAAUAUAAGUGAAGAUGACAUGAGAAAAUAUCUCCACGAUUAUUGGUUUGGACUUCGAGUUGAAACCAUUGGGACAACUUGUACUCUUUUGAUCACCCUGGUUGAAACUUCGGUCUAUUUUCUGGCCACUGUCGCACCGAUGCAAUUUUUUGCCAUCUACUACAUUUUAUUGUGUCAUUUUAUGAAAAUACUAUUUCAUAUGUUCAAUGAAUGGGCUGCUCUUCAUGCGAGAAAGAUUAAAUCAUCAUCUCUCUCAACUGAACCAAUUGAUAAUCUCAAUGAAGAUGAUGAAUUACAAGAUCAUCUUGGAUUAGGUAGACAAAGAUUAAGGUCAAGUCAAGUUAGACAAUUUCGCUUGAUCCAUAAUAGACUGACCAAGAUGGUCUAUCGGAUGGACCAUCAAUUGUCACUUUUAACUUUACUUGUCUACAUAAUCAUAAUGUCCGAUUUGUCCAAGUAUGUUUAUUAUUUGAUUGAACGAUUAACUAAGAAAUGGGAAGACACUUUUGAAGUGCUUUUUGUUGGACUUCGAGUGUCUCAUAUGUUAUGGCUCUUCUUUAAUAUCUCCUUUUCAGCGGCUUUAAUGUCCGAAGAGUCACUUGCUUCGGCCUCCGAUUUCCAUGAAAUAUCCUCAUAUUCACAUUACACUUUCUCUAAAAUUGAUCAAUCUCAUCAGGUACUUGGAAUUCUGAUCAAAUUGUCUGGAACACCUUCACAAUUAACCGGUUGGAAUCUAUUCAUCAUCGAUCGAGGCUUCGUCCUAACGGUUCUUGGUGUUGUUCUUACUUAUUCCCUUGUCCUUUUCCAAAUGACCCCUUGGGCUCAACAACCUGGUGAAACAUAAGAAUAGAAAAAACAACAAUUAAAACAACAAUCAAAUUCUUGCAAUUAGUAAGUAGAGUUUCUGACAAAUUGUCGUCGAUUCAAUGAUUUACUGAUCACUUCGAACUUGAUUGAACUGAUCAUUCAGAGAAAUAUUCAAAUUCUAAGAAUUAUUAUUUCCAAUUUAUUGUCGAAUUAAAAAAACAAUUAAGAAAUUAAUUUGUCUCGUUUUCAUUUCGCAACCAAAUUGUUUCCAAUUGAAUCUAAAACCGAACGAUUUAAUUUUUGAUUCGAUGGUUUAAUUGAUUAUAACUGGUUAAUUGUGUUCAAUACAAUUACAUUGGUUGUAAUCAUGUGAAAAUUAAACUAAUCAUUGUCAAUGGGAAGUGUAGCAAUUUAGUUUCCAUAUUGAUUAAUGAGCAAUUUAGGACAAUUUAAUGAGCGACAAUUAAAUCAGCUACAGUUCAAUGUAAUUGAAAAUGUUUGAUUUCAAGAUAAUUUUGAGAUGAUUAGUUGAUUGUUUCCGUUAUUUUUAACUAAUAGUAAAGUGAUAUUAUCAUUAACCCAACAAGUAUCUUCCUUUAAUUGAUAAUAAUAAUAAAUUAGUCAAGUGAUGAUGAUUAAAAUGAGUCUCAUUGAUUGUUAAUUGUAACUUUGAAGAGUCAGUUUGAAACAACAACAACAACCAAUUAAUUAAUAAAUUGCUAAAAACAACAACAUCCAACCAUUCAAGUAUCACAAUCAAUCAACCAAA
Messenger RNA from Panonychus citri (citrus red mite), 2596 nucleotides. RefSeq lists its product as uncharacterized. The transcript has a single exon. NCBI's taxonomy places the organism in Eukaryota, Metazoa, Arthropoda, Arachnida, Trombidiformes, Tetranychidae. Bases 251 to 1864 code for a protein of 537 amino acids. The record is from RefSeq and is a predicted model, not a curated record. Gene Ontology annotation, cellular component: membrane. Gene Ontology annotation, biological process: sensory perception of taste.